AGACUGCACGCUCCACACCUCAGCUCGCGCUCAGCCGCACCUCUCAUUUGUUUCACAUUUAAAAAGAAAAAAUUCAUCCGAGGCUUUUUUUUUUUUUUUCGGACUAAAAUUUUAUUCCUUUUUUUUUCUUUCUUUCUUUUUCUUUUUUUUUUUUUUAAGCCUCGCCAUUUCUGUUUCCUGCCAAAAGUGUCGCGACCGUUUUCAUUGGAUUUGCCUCCUCCUGUCGAAUAAUAACGAUGCGCCUCUCCGGCUGACUGCGCGGCGGACACCGCAGGUCCCCCAUGUGAGAUCUGCAAAGCUGAGAGGCGCCACUGACAGAACCACAGCCAGGCCUUAGGACAGACAUCCCAAACAUCCACAGCCACGGAAUGUGUCAACAUCUUUGUGGUGAAAUCCCGCUGACUCCUCGCUUGCUACUCGCAUAAGCCUGGAGCCGGGCCUUCUGGGAUCCUACGGUGUUUAAAGGCAUACAACAAUGCCUGGGAGGCCCACCUGCCCCAGAUUGCCUCCAACCAUGGUUGCUGUUUGGCCACACUGCUGACUGUGCCCACUAUACAGAGGGUUUACAUCAAGCAACCGCAUCCUUCAGCCCUCCCCCUCCCCACUCAGUGCAAUUGCCUGCCCUGUUUUUGGUAUUUAGGAAGUACAUGCCACUGCUGGCCAGAUGACCUAGUGGACAUUUAUUUCCCAGUAGCAGUGCUGAGCCAUACGAGGGGAUCCUAGUAUUGAACAUGACUCAUGGGGAGGAGCCUGGCCCUGAGACACACAAGGAUUCAGCUGUUCUAACUUAUCUGGAAGGUUUACUGAUGCAUCCAGUAGUGGCCGGGCCUGGGGCCACGGCGAGCGGGAGGUCCGAGGGUGCCCACAGCAAUCAGGAGCAGGGUGACAAGGUGGGCGGGUCCUUCCAAAUGCCCAACCAUGGCCCCACAGCUCCCAAGGCUGGAACUAAUGGGCCCACACUAGGUUCUUCGCAGCACCUGAAGAAGGCCCGCUUACUUCGCUCCGGAGCCUGGAAUGAUCCGGGGAGCCAGCGGAUGAGUUCACCCCCAAUGGAGCUGAAUGGCCAAGGGGGAGGCCUGCAAAAUGGAGCACUAGAGGGAUCUCCUCACGCUGGAGAGAGCACCCUGUUGGCUUCCCUGCUUCAGUCAUUCAGCUCACGGCUUCAGAGCGUGGCGAUGUCUCAGCACUCUAAUAAGCCCCCCAGCGAGUGCUCCUCUCCAUCCAAGGCACCCCCUGCAGACAAAGAGCCACUUCCUGUGUAUGGGACAGCCUCAAGCCGCUUAAAGGGCCUGAUGAGGAAGAGCAAACUUCAAAAUCACAGCAACACCCCCUACAGUCGCCGGGGACACAGUCAGGACCGACCCCCAGAAUCUCCCCGGUCAGCACACAGCGCUACACCUCCUGCCGCUCCUGCAACUGCUGAGUCCGUGUCCUGUGCGGAGCGUCUGAAGGCGGUGGCCAACAUGGUGAAAAUUCGUUCUAGUCCCGCACCUUCACCCAAGCCCAGCGUGGCCUGCAGUCAACUGGCCCUGCUGCUGUCCAGUGAAGCCCAUCUCCAGCAGUACUCCAGAGAGCAUGCACUCAAAGCCCAGCUCUCAGGAAGAUCUGCCAGCGAGAGACUAGCUGCUAUGGCAAACCAGCAGCAUGGCCAGGACAAAAGGCCACCGAGUGUGGGAGGGACUCUACCAGGAGCCGCCGACACACUAAGCUCCUUAACAACCCAAAAUGGAAUGACGACAACAACCACAAUAACAACAACACUCCCUCGAACGGCUCUGUCCAGUCCACAGAGCCCCUCUUUGCUGCGUGGCCACAGCCAAAGCUCCCCGCCCACUCCCCCUCGUGUUCCCAGCCACACUCACAGCCAGCCGCCCAGAGAGAAGCGAGCCUUUGACUCACGUCCAACUCGGCCCCCCCAAACAUGCAGCAGCUUACUUCUGCUGCUGCUGAACAACCACAACAACCAGAAGCAGCUGACCAAGAAUGGACACCUAGAGGACAGCUGUGGCAUCUUGCCGCCCAGCGGCUCCUCCUCCGUCACAUCAGACAGUGAAUGCUCCACACAGGAGAGGAGCCUGACCAAGGACAGUAGCGAUGCAGAGAGUUCCUACUCUAGUUGCUCUCCUAUUGACCUCUCCAUGAGAAGCCGUGUCAACAUACAAGACACAGGGCCCAAAACUACAACCCCCUCCUCCACCUCCACCUUCUCCUCCUCCACCACGGUGUUUUCCUCCACCCCAGUUGCAUUCUCUCCUCAAGCUUCUGCUCAGCCAUCCACCACAACCUUUUCACCAUCCUCUACUGCUGUCUCCUGUGUCUCCACUGCUCUUUCUUCAUCCUCCUCCUCUUCUAUCUCUACCUCUUCCCUGGACAAACUAACAGAAUCCUUAAUAAACAAGUGGAAGCCAGAGCCAUCAGGAUCAAAGGUGUCCAAGAACAAGGAGCCUGAAAUGAGCCCAGACCUAAAGUCCCACCCUAAGCUCACGCUCAUGCAGCUCCUCCUUGAGCGCAGAAAUAACGAGAUGGUUAAUAAAAGCGUAGGGAACCAAGAUUUGCCGCUUGAUAUCACUAUGGCAACCAUGUCUCGAACCCAGCAGAAGGGACUGGUGCCUUGGGAAGAGACCAGGACAAAAAGCCCCGUAGACAGACCAGUAGCCCCGGCCCAGCCCCUCUACCCUGCUAGUCGUGACCCAAGUGGCGCAUUAUCCCCAUAUUCCUAUCCCUCCCCCCAUGUCCAGUCCAGCCCAUUGGAUUUGUGUAAGUCUAAAGCCUUCCCUGCUGAGAAAGCUUCAGAGCCUGCUUUCAGUGCCAGUAAACUGUUACAGAAUCUGGCUCAGUGUGGCACAGCUUCGUCCUCCCCACCCAUCCCCUCUGGCAAAGGGCUGGGCCAGGAGGUGGAUGCCAACAGGCCCCUUGCCCUUUUGGAAAGGCUCAACGCUCCGAUCCACAGGACCACCACCACCACUCCGCUCUCCGACGGAGCGUCAGGCAGUGGCACACCUUUCAGUCGGAAGGAAGCUUCUCCUCCUUCGUCACAAAUUGAGAACCUCUUAGAGAGGCGCACUGUGCUGCAGCUCCUUCUGGGAACAGGUUCAGCUACUGCUACAGUCAGCCGCAAGGAUCGACCCAGUGGGAGUGGCAGGAGGAGUGUAGAGGUGGCAGGGGGAUGCUAUGAGAAAAGCCCCGGUGCCUCCAUCAUCUGUGACAGCUCCAAUGGUCCCCCUUUGGAUAUAAAGGUCAAAUCGGAGCUCACAGAAGAGGUAGGACCAUCCUCUGCCGUGUCUGAGGAUUUGAGUGGCAGAAAGAGACUGAGUGGCUAUGAGAAAAAUAGCCCCCUCUCCGAUUCUCAGCAGGACUUAAAAACAGAACCACGGCCUGCAGAGGUCAUAGCAAAAUACGGCCUCCUAAGCCAGCUGCUUAAGCAACAGACUGCUACCUACUAUACCAGUGCUGCUAUGCAGGCUGAGUCCCAGCCCAGACAGGUUAAAGAGGAACAGCGGGAGUAUCCGAGCCCCAGUCCUAAGAAAAGACGCCUGUGCUCUGAUCAGACAGAUAGUUUUAAUAAUAUCAGCUCUCAAAGAGUCGUGGAACGCGGUGACACAAACAUUUUUGCCUCUUCUGCUGUUCAGCUCGAGUCUGACCAGCAGAGGAGUCUGAAGGAAGAAGAGGCUCCACCGAGGAGCCCACCAGGCGAAGGCCUCACCAGAGAGAGCCGCGGCUUCAACGUGCUAAAGCAGCUGCUGCUCUCUGACAACUGCCUGAAGGAGCUGUCCCAGCAGCCCCGGGGGGCGCCCAGUCCGUCCGUCCUGCAGGCCAACGGCAAGGCCAAUGGCAGCAUUCUCAGUCAGCCUGCCCAUAAUCACAGCUUCCUCCACCUGCCCAGCUGGCAUCCCCAUGGUUCCCUCAACUCAGGGCUUCCGAGUAAUCUCAGACCACUGCCCACCCCCCCUGCAGGCGACAGCCCUAUCUGCACCCCCUGGAGCCGCCACCCAGCUCCGUGGCCUGUCGCUCAGAAACGGGACCCCCCUACUCUAGUCAAGCAGGAGCCUGAGAGCCCUGUGCGGUGGAGUAGUCAGGAAAACGAAGAGGACGAGGAGGAGGGGUGUGACUCAAACCCAGACUCUCCGCGACUCUCACGUUCCAACCCCAUCCUGUAUUACAUGCUGCAGAAGGGCAGCAUUCAGCUGAGGAGGGAGGUGAGGGAGCAGGCCGAGGGAGCCCAGGCUGUGGUCAGAGUUAAAGAAGAGCCAAUCAGUGACAUGCAUGCCUAUGAACGCAGUCUGAGCUCCACCCCUCAGUCGCCGACCCACAACGACAAGCACAGCCACGAGAGCCAGGGGCUGAGCCAGUCGUCUGACUAGAAGUUGUAUCAACUACAGAAACAUACAAAGCUGAAGCAAAUCCAUUGACUCUUUCUAUUGUUUUGUUUUUCUCUCUUUUCUUUUUUUUUUCAUUUUUAAUGACUUGCCAAAUUGGUUUGAUGAGACAAAUAACAAAGAAUGCAAAAAGAUUUUUAGUGGAAUAGAGCAAGUUCAAGUUCAAAUGCACAUUUGCAUUGCUUUCUCAAUUUUACAUAGUGAGGUCAUGGAAUGGUUCAAAAACAGGUCUGUCUGAGCAACACGAUGAAUUGAUUCAACCAAAACUGUGCAACUGUCACACACACACACACACACACACACACACACACACACACACACACACGUAACCUUUCCCAUCAUGCCCUGCAUAUUUCACUUUGUUAAUUAGGGGGUCCUCCUCCUCUACAAUUCGCUCUUGUUUUACUAUUUGUAUCUGAAUUGUACACAUAUCACGAUUCCAUGUCCUCUUUGUUGCCCACCAUAAAACAUUUAGAAAGAACAUUUCAAGCAACAUUUAUUAUUGAUGACUCCAAAAAUGUUAGUGCUCAGUUCAGUGGACAUUUAUUUAUUUUCUCCAUAGACAGAGUCCCAUCAAUUUUAGAUAAGAUUCCAAAUAAAGUCAUUCUGGGGCAGUCACAGCGGUCUAUUACAACAAUGUACAUGAUGAAUUCAUUCAAAGGAGGACCUUGAAAACAACAUUCACACUGCAGUAGCUUCAGUGAGGAUCCUACCAUGAUGAAUGCUUUGUCUUGCUUUUUUCCUCGAGAUUCACGGUGUGGCAUAAUUACCGACGGAGAAAGAAUCUAUCACUGGAGGUUCGAAUGGUCACAACUCAUUGUGUUUUGCUUUUAUUUGAAUUGAACGUUUAAGGCCAAUAUUCGACAGUGCAAAUUCAGGGUGAUGUGUUUGCAGAUUGUGCAGUUUUAAGCAGAUGGGUCAACAGAGCGCGUGCGGUGCUUACAGUUGAGUGUAAACAGGUUUCUGGAGCAACAGCUAAAAGGCUGCAGCGCCUCAGAAACUUAUCUCUACCAUCCUGGGUAAACCCACUCCACCGUUCUUCAUGCACACAAAACCUUUGAGUGUGAAAAGGAUUUUAAAAAAACAAAAAAAACAAAGCGAGGGCCCAGAGUUUGCACUAUCGAAGCUGAGAUGUUGGUGUCCUUUUCAGAAUAAUUUAAUGGCAUGUAAUAAAAAAAUGUCAGUAUUGUUAUCUGUUGAGAAUUUGACAGUUUGUGAUUUUUUUUUCUUCUUCAUUUCCUAACUGUUGUGGUUUAUGGACAUCUUUUAUUUUUUUUGUGGCAGUCUCUUAACUCAUAAAAAGUCAAAAGAAUUGCAUGAUAAUAAAGAGAAGACCACAGGUACAUCUUUGUUUUCAGAGCAGCUGGAUAUGUGUACCUGCCCCCCAACAAUCACCAAGACCUGUUGGUGUCUUGAGGGAUAUCUGGUAUCUAGCUCCUUCUUUUUUGAUUGUACUGUAUUCUUUUCGGUUGAUUUCACACACUGCUUUAUCCAUCUAGUCUUGUGAUCUUUUUAAUACAUAUACCUAUGAAGUACGUCUCUUCGAUUAUUAAUACAUUUUCACAAUGGUUAAAUAUAUUUGUGUAAAUAGUACUUUCAGUAUGAAAGAUGACUAUUUUGUAAUGUUUAAGAAAAGAUAUUACCCUAGUUUUUAAUGCCCUGAUAUGUAAAUAUGAAUUAUAUGCGUACAAGUGUACAUACAAAGGCAGAGGAUGCUAUGCCCAUCUUUUUUCGGUUGGUUUGUUCUUUGCAUGUGUCUCUAUGUGGUAAAUGAUAAUCUAUCCUGCGCUGUGUUGUGUAAUAAUGUCUGACUCUCCUCACUGCUGCCUGUUGCAUGCAGACGCAUGGGAACUACCUGUGUAUCCCUACUGGUGAUGGGGGAAAAUGUCAAGUCUUAAAAUAGGUCUUUUUUUUUAUCACAGAGAGCGAGAGAGAGAGAGAGAGAGAGAGAGAGAGAGAGAGAGAGGUCGGUUUAGAAUACGAGCAGUCUCUAAAUAACCACAGACUGUCGAGCAAGUUGAUAAAAAUGUGUGAAAAAUAAACGUGCAUUGAAUAUUUUUGUGAUUUUCUUUUCUGUUACUGGUUAACAAAGCUCUGUGGAAGAACUCGGGGCUCUAGUGGGGGAUUGACGUACAAUCAUAGAUCUGCAUUGUGCAUCUAAGAAAAACAUUUGUAGCAGCAAAUAUAAAAAAAAAAAAAAAACAAGAUGUUUCAUUUUUUCAUGUGAAGACCUGAAACAUUAUUUCAUUUUUUUAUGUUUUCAUUUUUUGGUGUUCAUUUGCACUGAUAUCUCAAAAAUAAAGUACUAAAAUGCAUGA
This is a messenger RNA of Stegastes partitus (bicolor damselfish), 6694 nucleotides long. RefSeq names its product nuclear receptor interacting protein 1b (gene nrip1b). Lineage: Eukaryota; Metazoa; Chordata; Actinopteri; Pomacentridae. Gene Ontology annotation, biological process: regulation of transcription by RNA polymerase II. Bases 732 to 4361 code for a protein of 1209 amino acids. The transcript has 2 exons. Gene Ontology annotation, molecular function: signaling receptor binding; transcription coregulator activity. The record is from RefSeq and is a predicted model, not a curated record. Gene Ontology annotation, cellular component: nucleus.